Molecule: messenger RNA, 2913 nt
Organism: Cucumis sativus (cucumber)
Lineage: Eukaryota; Viridiplantae; Streptophyta; Magnoliopsida; Cucurbitales; Cucurbitaceae
Product: CTP synthase
Exons: 22
Coding region: 618-2426 (602 amino acids)
Biological process (GO): CTP biosynthetic process; pyrimidine nucleobase biosynthetic process
Molecular function (GO): identical protein binding; CTP synthase activity
Source: RefSeq, a predicted model, not a curated record
ACCCCAGUGCAGCCAAGGCAUUAUUAGGCAACGAUAAAGCGUGAUUGGGGAGCAUGACGGUUUGGAUCACGUGGCCAGAGACAGACAUUUAGAAAGUAUAUAGAUUUGCUAUCUGCCUCAAUUCAAGGAGAAGGAGUGGGAGAGAGAGUGCACCUCUCCCUCCUCGCUCUAAUGGUUAAUUUUAAAUAGCAUUAUCAGAUCAAGGAAGACAGUACAAUGCUCAUCCUUACUAAUUUCUUUUAAAUUUUUAUAUACCCUACCCCUACCCGGGAUUGGGAGGGAGAAAUAUCUCUUUAUAUUUUUGUUUUUAUAUUCAUUAUUUACGAUUGCGUCAUUGGAUUUCGCUGUGGAUCGAAACCUUAGGGAUUGCGUUCCGCUAUAUGUUUAUAUAAAGGCACCUAUAUUCGGGAAUGCCAUUCAUUCUCGUUUCAUCAUCUUCUUGCUUUUCCAAUUUGCAGACACUUUCUAUCCUUCUCUUUCUACCUACAUAUUAUUAUUAGCGCUAUUGGAGGAGGGAAAACAUUACUCAGCUUCAAGACUAAUUGCUACUUCAGUCAUCCGAAGGAAGCCAUUUUGAAACAACUUAUUUCAAGGAAAAAGAAGAAAAAUACAACCAAAUGAAGUACGUGCUGGUAACUGGUGGAGUUGUUAGCGGUCUCGGGAAAGGAGUUACCGCAAGCAGCAUCGGUCUGCUUCUCAAGGCCUGCGGGCUUCGCGUUACUUCCAUCAAAAUUGAUCCAUACUUAAAUACAGAUGCGGGAACAAUGUCCCCUUUCGAACACGGGGAGGUUUUCGUGUUAGAUGACGGUGGUGAGGUGGACCUGGAUCUUGGGAACUACGAGCGGUUCCUAGAUAUCAAAUUGACCCACGACAAUAAUAUCACUACAGGGAAGAUUUACCAGUCAGUCAUCGACAAGGAGAGGAGAGGAGAUUAUCUUGGCAAAACUGUCCAGGUUGUUCCACAUAUUACUGACGCAAUUCAAGAAUGGAUUGAGCGUGCUGCUUUGAUACCAGUGGACGGCAAGGAUGGUCCAGCUGAUAUUUGUGUGAUUGAAUUGGGUGGAACUAUUGGAGACAUUGAAUCCAUGCCAUUUAUUGAGGCACUUGGACAGUUCUCAUACCGUGUAGGUUCUGGUAACUUUUGCCUGAUUCAUGUCAGCCUUGUGCCUGUAUUGAAAGUUGUUGGAGAGCAGAAAACAAAACCAACUCAACAUAGUGUUAGGGGACUACGAAGUUUAGGCUUGACCCCACAUGUUUUGGCUUGUCGCAGCACAAUGGUUCUUGAUGAAAAUGUGAAGAGGAAACUUUCUCAGUUUUGCCAUGUUCCGGUGGACAGCAUCAUUACUCUUUACGAUGUUCCCAACAUCUGGCAUAUUCCUUUACUUUUAAAAGAUCAAAAGGCGCAUGAAGCAAUCUUGAAAGUGCUGAAUCUUCACAGUAUAGCUGGUGGCCCCGCUUUAGAGGAGUGGACUGCUAGGGCCGAAAUGUGUGAUUCACUACAUGAACCGGUUCGUAUUGCCAUGGUUGGAAAGUAUAUGGGCCUUUCAGAUUCCUACCUUUCUGUGUUGAAGGCUCUUAAGCAUGCCUCUCUCAGAUGUCUAAAGAAACUCAUUGUGGACUGGGUUCCAGCUGGAGAUCUUGAAGAUGCUACGGCUCAAGAGAAUCCAGCGGCUCACAAGGCUGCAUGGAAGCUGUUAAAGGGUGCAGAUGGUAUCCUAGUUCCUGGGGGUUUUGGCGAUAGAGGAGUGGAAGGGAAAAUCCUUGCAUCGAAGUAUGCUCGAGAAAACAAAGUUCCCUUCCUCGGCAUAUGCCUAGGAAUGCAAAUUGCUGUCAUUGAGUUUGCACGAUCUGUUCUUAAUUUGAAAGAUGCUAACAGCACCGAAUUUGAUACAAGCACAAAGAAUCCAUGUGUUAUAUUUAUGCCUGAGGUUUCUAAAACACAUAUGGGUGGAACCAUGCGCCUUGGUUCUAGGAGAACAUAUUUUCAGGUUGUGGAUUGCAAGUCUGCAAAACUAUAUGGGAAUAAAAGUUACAUUGAUGAGAGACAUAGACAUAGAUACGAGGUUAAUCCUCAUAUGGUAUCGCAGCUUGAAAAUGCUGGACUCUCAUUCACUGGAAAGGACGAAACAGGUCAGCGAAUGGAGAUUGUUGAGUUGGCUUGUCAUCCAUACUUCAUUGGUGUUCAAUUCCAUCCUGAAUUUAAGUCAAGACCAGGAAAACCUUCUGCAUUAUUCUUGGGACUCAUAGCUGCAUCGUGUGGCCAAUUAGAUUCUAUCUUAAAAAGUUCCGAGAGUUGGAAGAAAACUGCGAAGAACGGGAGCGUUGAAGUCUCAACAAUGAAAUUAUCCAGAAAUGGUAACAUGAAAAUGACUGUGAAUGGGCUAUCUAAUGAUGCUUAUUUCAAUGGCAAUGGAUUGCACUACUGAAGGUUGGUGAACCUUUUUGCUUAGUCGUCCUGAGUGAUUUGCUGAUCUUAUGUGGUGAUUAUACCAGGAUUGCCUGUACAGUCAUCUGAGUUCGGAUAGGUAUAGGUUAAAGGUAUUUUAUCAGGAAAGUGUUGUAUCCCAAUCUUUUAUAAGGGGUCAACUGCUCCCAAUAUAUAUAUAUAUAUAUAUUCCAGUACGGCGCUGUUUCGAGUUUGUCUUUUCCUUUGAUUCCCAGCUGUUAGUAUUAGUGGACGAUUGGAAGUAGAGGUUAGGUUUGCUUUAGGGCUUGUGUUGCCAGCUUUCUUUGUACCAUCAGAAUUUAGACGGUAAUGUAACCACGUGUUCAUACGUGGUUUACGAACAUUUAAUUUGUGUUAUGGAAAUUGUAUGGAUUCAUGUCACCGUCGAAUAUCUGGGCUCCAACUAGGCAGUAUGGUUUUCUCUGCGGUAAAAAGCUUAUUUAAUAAAACGUCCUAAAUUUUAGAUA